UUGAGAAACAUGGCCGCCUCCACGGGUGCUGCAAAUGUUGCUGCCUCCGACUUACAAGGUCCAGCUUCGGCUGGGCCGAGUCCGGACAGCCCGACGGUCCAGUACAGUAUGAUCCUGGACCACCUUAUCGGGGACAAGAGGCCCGUAAAGGACCUGAACCCGGCCGUUAUGGGGGGGCUGCCGGUGCCUGCGAAAAGCGACGAGCAGAAGAUGAUCGAGAGGGGAAUGGAGAGCUGCGCCUUCAAGUCUGUUCUGGCCUGUGUGGGAGGCUUCGUUCUCGGAGGAGCCUUCGGUGUCUUCACAGCUGGCAUCGAUACCAAUGUUGGCUUCGACCCCAAAGACCCCCUGAGAACUCCAACAGCACGAGAGGUCCUCAAAGACAUGGGCCAGAGGGGGAUGUCCUACGCCAAGAACUUUGCCAUCGUGGGCGCCAUGUUCUCCUGCACAGAGUGCAUCAUAGAAUCACACCGAGGCGUAUCUGACUGGAAGAACGCAGUGUACAGCGGCUGUGUAACUGGAGGAGCAAUUGGAUUUCGUGCUGGUCUGAAGGCGGGGGUCCUGGGGUGUGGAGGCUUUGCUGCAUUCUCCGCUGCCAUUGAAUAUUAUUUGCGGUGAGCCACGAGAGAGUGGCUCUGUGGACAAGAAUGUAAUCGAUGCACAUCUGGAAGAGCCGUGAAGACUCACGCUGUGAGAAAUCUGACUUUGUGAAUAUUUACCUGCACAUGGAGGAUUGCUGCAAAAGCAGAACAGAUGUAUUUGGAGGAAGUGACAGGUUCCUGUUCGUGAACUGAAACAGACCUGUCUGUAUUUUCUUCCUUUGUCUCAUUACUUUUGUGUUGUGGACAGUUUGAGCAAAGCAAACCAACUUCAUGUGGAGACUGAAGAAACUCAGCAGAGUGAGUCCUCUUCUGUGUAAUGAUGAGAUGAGAAUCACUGUCGCUCUGAGUCAGGACCACCUCACAUCAGACUCAGAUUAACACUGUUCUUGUUGUAGAACAUUGGUAUGAUGUGUCAGUAACUAAUCCACAUCAGGAUUAUUUAUAUUAAAGAUGUUUUUUUUGUUAACUUGAA
Molecule: messenger RNA, 1071 nt
Organism: Seriola dumerili (greater amberjack)
Lineage: Eukaryota; Metazoa; Chordata; Actinopteri; Carangiformes; Carangidae
Gene: timm22
Product: translocase of inner mitochondrial membrane 22
Exons: 4
Coding region: 10-615 (201 amino acids)
Biological process (GO): protein insertion into mitochondrial inner membrane
Cellular component (GO): TIM22 mitochondrial import inner membrane insertion complex
Molecular function (GO): transmembrane protein transporter activity
Source: RefSeq, a predicted model, not a curated record